This is a messenger RNA of Caenorhabditis briggsae, 1521 nucleotides long. RefSeq names its product Protein CBR-ALH-10 (gene Cbr-alh-10). Bases 1 to 1521 code for a protein of 506 amino acids. NCBI's taxonomy places the organism in Eukaryota, Metazoa, Nematoda, Chromadorea, Rhabditida, Rhabditidae. Gene Ontology annotation, molecular function: oxidoreductase activity, acting on the aldehyde or oxo group of donors, NAD or NADP as acceptor. The transcript has 9 exons. The record is from RefSeq and is a predicted model, not a curated record.
AUGACUUCUGCAAACUAUCGCGACGAAUUCAAAUCUGUUAUUCAAAAAUUGAUUGAUUCUCCGGAUAAUGAGCAUGUUGCGCUCACAAACUUCAUCCGGAAUGAAUUUGUGAAGUCUGAAUCGUUGAUGGAUUCUGUGAAUCCAGCAACUGGAAAACCAUGGAUCAAGAUUCCAAAUGGUACUGCGACUGAGGUGGACUCAGCUGUUGCAGCCGCUAAGGAAGUAUUCAGAAGCUGGAAAAAUACCACUGUUCAGCAACGUUCAACUCUUCUGAACAAGGUCGCCAAUUUGAUUGAGGAAUUCAAUGAUGAAAUCGCUGUUCUCGAGAGUCGCGAUCAAGGAAAACCUAUCGGACUCGCCAAAGUCAUGGAUAUUCCCCGUUGUGUUCAAAACUUCCGUGAUUUUGCCAACGCUGCUUUGUAUACACUAUCAACUUCGAAGAUUCUAGAACAGCCAAGCGGAAAGUGCAUCAAUUAUGUGAAACAUGAUCCCGUCGGUGUUGCUGGACUCAUUAGUCCAUGGAAUCUUCCACUCUACUUGUUAUCCUUCAAACUGGCUCCAGCACUGGUCGCAGGAAAUACAGUAGUCUGCAAGCCUAGUGAAAUGACUAGUGUCACUGCUUGGGUACUAAUGCACGCAUUUAAAUUGGUUGGAUUCCCAGCAGGAGUUGUGAAUAUGGUAAUCGGAGAGGGACGGUCUGCUGGACAACGAUUGGUUGAUCAUCCUGAUGUUCACCUGAUCAGUUUUACUGGAAGCACUCUGAUCGGGAAGAAGAUUCAAGAGGAUAGUGCCAAAAUGAACAAGAAGGUUUCUUUGGAAAUGGGCGGGAAGAAUCCAGGAAUCGUUUAUGCAAACUAUCGCAAAUCGGAUAUUGCAGCGAUUGCGAGAUCAUCUUUCUUAAAUCAAGGAGAGAUCUGUCUUUGCACUAGCCGUCUUUUUGUUCAGAGACCGAUUCUGGAAGAUUUCCUGAAAAGUUAUGUGGCAGAAGCAGAGAAGUUUACUAUUGGUAAUCCAUCAACCCAAGUUCAAAUCGGAGCCAUGAAUUCUAAAGUUCAUUUCGAAAAAGUGAAGAAAUACAUUGAAAUCGCCAAAGCCGAAGGAGGCACUAUCCUCUGUGGAGGUGUGAAAACAGUUCUGCAUGGGUGUGAAGAUGGCUAUUUCAUUGCACCGACCGUUAUCACCGGUUUGCCAGACACUUCUCAAGUAAUGACUGAUGAAAUCUUUGGCCCUGUCGUGUGCAUCACCCCAUUCGACACAGCGGAAGAAGUGAUUGAGAGAGCGAACUCGACAAGUUACGGUUUGUCGGCGACCGUGUGGAGUGCGAACACCGAUGAGCUGCUUAACACUGCAAACGAGUUGAGAGCAGGAACUGUUUGGUGCAACACUUGGCUGGCUCGUGAGCUGAGCAUGCCAUUUGGUGGAUGCAAACAGUCGGGAACGGGAAGAGAAGGGCUUCACGACUCUCUUCAUUUCUACUCGGAUGCCAAAACUGUCUGCGUUAAUCUUGCUGCUAAAUACUGA